GCCUCCUCCUCUGAACAUCUUUUCUUUGGGAUUAACCAUGGGGAAGGAGCAGGAGCUUCUUGACGCGGCGCGCACCGGGAACCUGGCCGCGGUGGAGAAGCUUUUGUCCGGGAAGCGACAGUCCGCCGGCGGCUCGUCUGGCACCGCUGGAGGCGGCAACAGCGGCGCCUCCUCUCACCCGCUCUCCAGCCUGCUCAGUAUCUGGAGAGGCCCCAAUGUGAAUUGUGUGGACAGCACUGGAUACACGCCUCUGCACCACGCCGCCCUCAACGGACACAGCGACAUAGUGGAGGCGCUGCUACGGAACGAGGCCUUGACCAACAUUGCCGACAACAAGGGCUGCUACCCUCUCCAUCUGGCUGCGUGGAAGGGAGACGAGCACAUCGUAAAGCUUCUCAUUCACCAGGGACCCUCACACCCCAAGCUCAACGAGCAGAGCUCUGUAGAGCAUAAAGAGUUCAAACGCUGUGGGCCCUUUGACCCCUAUAUUAAUGCCAAGAACAACGACAACGAGACGCCGCUGCACUGCGCCUCCCAGUACGGCCACACCCGAGUGGUGCGCCUCCUGCUGGAGGAGCUGACCGACCCCACCAUGAGGAACAACAAGUUCGAGACGCCGCUGGACCUGGCAGCGCUGUACGGCCGACUGGACGUGGUGAAGCUGCUGCUCAGCGCUCACCCCAACCUGCUCAACUGCAACACCAAGAAACACACGCCUCUCCACCUGGCCUCUCGGAACGGACACCUCCCUGUGGUGGAGGUGCUUCUGGGCGCAGGCAUGGACAUCAACUACGAGACAGAGAAAGGCAGUGCCCUCCACGAAGCGGCUCUGUUUGGGAAGAGAGACGUUGUGCAGAAACUUCUCAGUGCAGGAAUCGACGUAAACAUCGUCGACCAGAAGGGCCUGACAGCGCUGGACACUGUCAAAGACAUGCCCUCUAAGAAAAGCAGAGAAAUAGCUGCUCUUAUUCAUGGUCACAUGUUUGGAAAACCCCCCACCAUUGACCUACCACCUCCACCCAUCCCUCCACCCCAGGAGAGUACCAGCCCAAGAAAGAAGGCUGAACUGGAGAGGGUGACCGAGCUGAUCUCAGGGUUCGCCCCCGACCCCGAGGAGGAGAGCCCGUACGAAGCUCUGUUUGAAGCCACUUCCUGCCACUCUUUGGACAGCCUCACCAGCGGCAAGUCCUCCGACAGGGACUCAGGACGGCCGGAUAGUGAAUUUGGCAAGAAAGAUCGUUCUGUCCAAUCAUCACAUCCUGGUCCUGGACAUGAAGAGGAGCUGAGCUCAGAGGCCACUUUUCCAAACAGCAGCAUGGAUGAAAGGAGAGAGCCUGCUGAAGAAGAGGAGGAUCACACAUACGAGUUGUUGCUGACCGCACAAACCAAAGUCCCACCACCCAGCCAGGCGUCCAAGUCCAAUAAAGAUGAGAAGACCACGCAGUCGUCCAACAGUGUCCUACCUCAGCGCAAACCCUCUGCACUCCCAAACGACCUCAGACCCCCAAGCAAGACGAAAGACAGUCUGCACCCCCCUGCAGGGAUGGGCCCCCAAGCACCAGGAGAUAACUCCCAGCUCAGCCAGGACCAAGGAGCAGGUGUCCCGGAGCAGUUCACCGGCCUCCUGCACGGAUCCUCUCCCGUCAUCGACAGCCGGGAAGACGCCUUCAAGCUCCCCGGUGCUCCACCGCCCAUCCAAGGCCAGCAAGAAGUAAGGAAAUCCACCAAAGCAAAAGUGGAAGUACGAGCCAAGUCGCCUUCUCUUAACCGACCCAGCAUGGCCGCCAUCCUGACAGACUGCGACCCAAAAGCUAUUUACGCCACGGUGAACAAGGAGCCCAGGGACUCGGUGGCAGGAGCCGGGGUUAGGAUGCGCCCUCCUGGAGACCUGAAACUGGCGCGCAGCCUUUCCAAGUCUGACUCUGACUUGCUCGUGUCUCCUCCCGGUGAGGAGGAAGGCGGACUGGGGAACCGCAGUGAGUCCGUGUCCAACUGUUGCACGGGCAAGAAGAGGCUAGAAAAAUCUCCGUCUUUCACCUCAGAGUGGGACGAGAUCGAGAAGAUCAUGACGCUGAUCGGAGCGGGCAUCGAGUCUUCCAGAGAUCAGCAAGGUGCUGCAGGCCGGCUGCUGGAUCAGCCUGUGGGGGACUGGCUGGAGCACGUGGGGCUGCCGCAGUACGAGAGCAAGCUGCUCCUGAAUGGCUUUGAUGAUCUACACUACAUGGGGAGCAACGUGAUGGAGGACCAAGACCUGAGGGAGAUUGGAAUCACAGAUCCGAGCCACAGAAAGAAGAUCCUGCAUGCAGCACGCUCGUUCCCAAAGGUGAAAGCUUUGGGAUGUGACGGCAGCAGCUCUCUGUCCUCCUGGCUGGAGAAUCUGGGUCUCCAUGAGUACUUGCACAGCUUCCUGGCCAGCGGCUACCGCACUCUGGACUGUGUGAAGAACCUGUGGGAGCUGGAGAUCGUCAAUGUGUUAAAAAUUACCUUGCUUGGUCACAGAAAACGCAUCAUUGCCUCCUUAGCAGAACGGCCUUACGAGGAGCCUCCUGUCAAACCUCCUCGCUUGUCUCAGAUCAGGUUCCAGGACCUGCCUGGGUCUCAGACCUCGUCUCCGCUCAGUCAGAUGGACUACACAGGACGCUCCAUGGACCCUCUGCUGCCUGCAGGGGAGCAGAGCAGAAAGAAAGUUCCAGAUACGGAGUGUGAUGUUAGCCAGAGAUACUGCAGCGGACGACUCAGACAGGAGCAGUAUGAAGAGGUGCAUCAAGAGCCCCGUCUGACCCUGCGGCCGCCUAGUUUAGCAGCACCGUACGCCCCGGUGCAGAACUGGCAUCACCAGCCUGAGAAACUCAUAUUUGAAUCCUGCGCAUACAAAGCCAAUUACCUUGGCUCCAUGCUCAUUAAGGAACUGAGGGGUACCGAGUCCACGCAGGAUGCUUGUGCCAAAAUGCGGAGGUCCACAGAGCAAAUGAGAAAAGUCCCAACGAUCGUCCUGUCGAUCACCUACAAGGGUGUGAAGUUCAUCGACGCAGCCAACAAGAACAUCAUCGCAGAGCACGAGAUCCGCAACAUAUCCUGUGCAGCCCAGGACCCAGAGGACCUGUGUACGUUUGCCUACAUCACUAAAGACCUUCAGACCAGCCACCAUUACUGCCAUGUCUUCAGCACCGUGGAUGUGAACCUGACUUAUGAGAUUAUACUAACCCUGGGCCAGGCCUUUGAGGUGGCCUAUCAGCUGGCUCUGCAAGCGCAGAGGUCCAAACAGCAGCAGAAUCUCCCCGGAGGAACCAGCUCAGAGCUCAUUGAGACCAGGUCCAGUCGGCCUGUGCCCAAACCACGGGGCAGUGUUCGGAAGUCAGGGGGGGAUAUGGUGGACCAAGAGGGGGGGUCUCAGUCCCAGGCCAGUGCCGCAUGGCUCAUGGACCCCAAGGACUCCAAGCGCACCAUCAGCACUAAGCGACGGCCGCUCUGAAGGCUUUUCACUCUGUUCUUUCACCUCCUGACGACUCAGCGCGCUGACAAAACCAGAUUAACCACGUUCAAGAGCGACCCGC
This is a messenger RNA of Nematolebias whitei (Rio pearlfish), 3554 nucleotides long. RefSeq names its product ankyrin repeat and SAM domain-containing protein 1A (gene anks1aa). NCBI's taxonomy places the organism in Eukaryota, Metazoa, Chordata, Actinopteri, Cyprinodontiformes, Rivulidae. Gene Ontology annotation, molecular function: protein binding. The transcript is spliced from 27 exons. Bases 38 to 3472 code for a protein of 1144 amino acids. Gene Ontology annotation, cellular component: cytosol. The record is from RefSeq and is a predicted model, not a curated record.